AUGUCUUAUCAAAAUCCAGCAACCUUUUCACCUUACACACCACCCCCAGACGAACGAAAGUCGAAUCUUUAUCGAACGACCGAGCAGCUACCUGACGGCCAAAUAAAAAUUAACAAAUUUGAGACAAGUCUGCCAAUAAGAGUCGAUAUUGAAGCUGCUAUGACAUAUGCUUUAGGCUGUGUUACUGGUCUCCUAUUUUUAAUUGCUGAGCAAAAAAAUGAUUAUGUUCGAUUUCACGCAUGGCAG
Dentiscutata erythropus is the source of this 246-nucleotide messenger RNA. The record is from the annotation of a GenBank genome assembly. NCBI's taxonomy places the organism in Eukaryota, Fungi, Glomeromycota, Glomeromycetes, Diversisporales, Gigasporaceae.